Molecule: messenger RNA, 1314 nt
Organism: Fonsecaea erecta
Lineage: Eukaryota; Fungi; Ascomycota; Eurotiomycetes; Chaetothyriales; Herpotrichiellaceae
Product: phosphatidylserine decarboxylase
Exons: 2
Coding region: 1-1314 (437 amino acids)
Biological process (GO): phosphatidylethanolamine biosynthetic process
Cellular component (GO): mitochondrion
Molecular function (GO): phosphatidylserine decarboxylase activity
Source: RefSeq, a predicted model, not a curated record
AUGAAGCACGGAGGCAAUCACAGACAGAAGAGACUGGGCGACUGGCUCCCCAGCCACGAAGUUCACCGAGAAUGGCUCGGAGGCGUCAUCCAAAAGGUCGACCAGAAUCCCAAAGAACUCCACCCCGUCCUGGUCGAGUUCAAGGAGUUGAUCGAAUGCAACACCCGAGUGUACAUGCUGUUUGAGUCCAUGUUCGAGCAAGUUCCCAAUAAGGUACCCUACAACAACGACCCGCGCGGACAGGGCCAUCCUCAGGUCCGCGACUACGACCACAUGCUUCGUGUCAUCAACCACAUAUUGACAACACCACCUUCGUGGUCUGAGGGCUCGGCUCGCGUUGGGCUGGUCGGUCUGCCAUUCAACGCCCUCUUCGACUGGCCCAUGGGGACGGCUUCAGGGUAUGCAGUGUUUCUCGAUCCAGACGUGAACAAGAUGUUGAAGAAGGUGCUCAACGCCUGGGGUGAUUUCCUUCGCUCCCCUGAGUCUGCCAAGGUUUUGGAGAAAGGUGCACAAGAAAGUUGGUUCGGUCCGCAUGGCGAGGAGGAGCUCACUACGACCGCUAACUUAGGGAAAACGAGUUACAAGUUCGAGGAGUUGUUCCAGUGCGAUCCGGCAGCGCCUCACAUGGGUUACAAGUCAUGGGAUGAUUUCUUCACGCGGUUGUUCAAGGAGGAAGCCCGACCCGUGGCCAGCCCCGACGACGACAAUGUGAUUGCCAACGCGUGCGAAUCCAAGACAUUUAAGGUGGCACGCAACGUCAAAGCCCGAGACCAUUUCUGGCUAAAGGGCCAGCCGUAUUCAGUCGUCGACAUGUUGGCGCAAGAUCCAUUGGCGGAGCAGUUCGUUGGGGGAACUGUAUACCAAGCUUUUCUUAGCGCAUUGAGCUAUCAUCGGUGGCACGCACCCGUGUCUGGCAAACUGGUCAAAGCAUAUGUGGUGGAUGGGACCUACUACUCGGAACCUCUGUUCGAAGACUUCAAACCCGACCAGCCAGCAGACUAUGAGGGAGAAGUGACCAGCCAAGGUUAUUUGACAGCCACGGCCACUCGGGCAAUCAUGUUCUUUGAAGCAGACAAUCCAGCGAUUGGGCUCAUGGCGUUUCUAGGGAUUGGUAUGUGCGAAGUGUCGACGUGCGAAAUGACGGUCAAGGAAGGGCAGCACGUCAAGAAGGGCGAUGAGAUUGGCAUGUUCCAUUUCGGAGGAUCGACACAUUGCCUGAUGUUCAGAAAGGGGGUUAACGUGGAAGGGUUUCCAGAGCCGAAUCCCGAGCACAACAUCCCGGUUCGAAGUGAGCUGGCGAGGGUGAAAGGGUAG